Molecule: messenger RNA, 2427 nt
Organism: Entamoeba nuttalli P19
Lineage: Eukaryota; Evosea; Mastigamoebida; Endamoebidae
Product: ABC transporter, putative
Exons: 1
Coding region: 1-2427 (808 amino acids)
Biological process (GO): transmembrane transport; lipid transport
Cellular component (GO): membrane; intracellular membrane-bounded organelle
Molecular function (GO): ABC-type transporter activity; ATP binding; ATP hydrolysis activity
Source: RefSeq, a predicted model, not a curated record
AUGGAAGGGACUCAAGCAAAGAAAGUGACAUUUACAUCACAGGCAUAUGCAUUAUUAAUGAAAAACUUAACUUUGUUAUUUAGAAAUAAAUGUGCAUUAUUUUGCCAAUUAUUGCCAUUAAUUGUUAUUAUUUUAUGUGGAAUUAUUGUAUUAAUUAUGAGGGCAGACAGAGAACAAAGUAAAUUACCAUAUAUAGUUUAUAAUACACCUGAAGACGCUUGUUAUGAUGAUGGAUGGAAAAUGAUGAACCCACCUAGGGGAUGGUAUGUGGGUGAUUAUAUUGGUACUCAAGACCCAUCUCAAUGUUCAAAUAAUGCUACAGUAUUAGAUUCUAUACCAAGAAUGAAAAAUAGUAGUGGGUGCUAUCCUAGUUAUCAAUUUCAAGAUAAGGGUGUUGAUGAUAUGAUGGUUCGAAUUAGACAAAUUCAAACGGAUUAUGAUGCAGCACCAUACGAUGGAUCUAAAACACUUCCAGAAAGUGCAGUUAUUUUAGAAAACUUAAAUACAAUAGGAAUGAAUAAGUCUAUUACAUUAAAAGUAUUAUAUUCAUUAUUUGUUAUGGAUGAAGAUCCAUUUAAAAGAUGUACUACGUUUGUAAUGCAAUGGUGGUCAAAUGCAUUAAUAAAUAAUGAAAAAGCAAAAAGUCAAUUAGUAAGAGGAAUAGGAGGAAUACCUCCAGCAAAGAUUUAUGAUGUUAUGUAUGAUUCAAUUUUAUUUUUCGUAUAUACACCAAUAGUUUUUUCAUUAUCAAUGCCACAAUGGUUAUAUAUUGUAGUUGAUGAUAAAUGUAAUAGAGUAAGGGAAAUGAUGAAAAUGUUAGGAAUGAAAAUGACACCAUAUUGGGUGCUUCAUAUUGUUUAUUUCUUUUGUAUAUUUUUGAUUCAAUUCAUAUUAUAUUGUUUGUUAGGAGUAUUAUUUGGAGUAACAUUUAUUUUAGAUGUAAAUUGGGGAUUAUUAUUAGGAGUUUUUGCUGGUUAUGGAUUAUGUCAAGUAUGUAUUAUUCCAUUAUUAAAUUCUUUAUUUGAUGAUAGUGCAAUAGCGUCAACAGUUGUAACAGUUGCAAUUGGAUUAAGUGUAGUUAUUGGAGAAUUUUUAGGAACAACAACAGCAACUAAUGGUGAAUGGUAUUGUAUUUAUCCACCAUUUGCAUUUGUUCAGGCAUUAGAAAGAAUGAAUAGUGAUUUAUUAAUAUUUAAAACCGUAAAUUAUCGUUCCAUUUAUUGGCCAGUAUUUGUAUCAUUAUAUGGAUGGCCAAUAAUAUUACUUAUUAUUGGAUUAUAUUGUGAUAUGGUUCUUCCUAGAAAAUAUGGAACUCCUGAAAGUCCAUUAUUCUUUUUAAAAUGGUUAAAUAGGAGAAGAAAUGACCUUGGAGAAUCAAAAAUUAAAAAUCCAAAAUCAGAAGAUAGUGAUGUACAAAAAGAAUAUAAGAAGUUUCAAAAAAGAGAAUGGAAUUCAAAAUCACCACUUAUUAUUAAUGGAUUAAUAAAAACAUUUAAACAAAUGGGAAAUACUCAAAUUGCAGUAAAUCAAUUGUGUCUUGAAGUUGGUAAUGAAACAUUUGGAUUAUUAGGUCAAAAUGGUGCAGGGAAGACUACUACUAUUUCAAUGUUAACCGGAUUAAUAGAACCAAAUGGAGGAUCUGCAACAGUGUGUGGAUAUAAUAUCCAUAAUUCUAUGGAAGAUGUUCAUACUGUAGUAGGAGUUUGCCCACAAUUUGAUGUUUUAUGGCCAGAUUUAACAACUUAUGAAAUUAUUUUGUUUUAUUGUAGAUUAAAAGGACAUUUUUUAAAAUCAAAAAGCGUUGCAAAACAUAUUUUAGAAGAUGUUGGGUUAUGGAGUGAUAAAGAUCCAAAACCACAAAAUAGAAGAAGUUCACAAUUAUCUGGUGGUAUGAGAAGAAGACUUAGUAUUGCAAUUGCUAUGACUGGAAAUCCUAAAGUUAUAUUUUUAGAUGAACCAACAACUGGAUUAGAUGUUGCUAUUAGAAGAGAUGUUUGGGAUUUAAUUUUAAAAAUUCAAAGAAAUAGAUGUAUUAUUAUUACUACUCAUUCUAUGGAAGAGGCUGAUGUUUUAUGUGAUAGAGUUGGUAUUAUGUCAGAUGGAGAUCUUAUUGCAUUAGGUACUUGUCAAAGAAUUAGGAAUCAUUAUGCACCAGGAUAUUAUAUAAAAAUUGCUUCAGAAGAACGAAUAGAAGUUACUAAUUUCCUAAAACAAUUACUUGGAGAAGAUGUUGAAGUACAAGAAGAAAGAGGUAUAUUAACAGCAAUGAUUCCUAUUGACAAAAAAAGACUGAGUAAUAUUUUUAGUGAAGUAUUAGAACAUAAAGAAGAAUUAAAAAUUGAAGAUUGGGAAAUUCAACAAAAAGGACUUGAAGAUGCAUUUAUAGAAAUUAUUGAAGCUGACAGAUCAAGUAAGUCAUUAAUGUAA